CCGUGUCCUGGCCUCGUCGCCGUGUAUCAGCGCUACAUGGAGGGUGCAGUUCGACACGAUCAACUGCGUCUCCAAGCAUACUCGAUGCAGAGGUCUAUCAGGUUCAACAAGUACUACAAGGGGCUCUUUCGCGGCCUGCUCGACAUGGCGUUGGUCAACGCCUACAUUAUUCACCGU
This is a messenger RNA of Phytophthora sojae, 177 nucleotides long. RefSeq lists its product as hypothetical. The record is from RefSeq and is a predicted model, not a curated record. The transcript has 2 exons. NCBI's taxonomy places the organism in Eukaryota, Oomycota, Peronosporomycetes, Peronosporales, Peronosporaceae. The annotation marks the transcript as partial.